GUCACCGGCGUUUCAGGGAUUGGGGGCACCGGAUGGGGCAUUCGGGGUGCUCAGAAAGCCGGGCGCCUGGUAUUGGGGACUGGGGCGGGGGUCAGGCAGGCACCUGGAUGGCAGGCAGAGGAGAGGGGAGAGCAGUGGGCUGCGCUGGGGUCCCCGGGAACAUGCGAGUCAGACGGGGGAGUAGGUUUCAGGGUUUGGGAUUCAUGUGGUCAGAGUUUGGGUGACAGGAGGAGGAGGCAGGGCUGGCGGGUGCCAGAGAGGAUCGGACAGGAGUGGUAGAGGGUGGAAGCCGGGGCCUCACGGGUCGGGGGGUCAGAAAGGAAGCUGGGUUUGGGGUGACAGGCAGAGAGAAGAGAGGAGGGAUGGUUGGGACCCGGGAUUGGUGAGGGGGUGAUACAGGGGAUGAGGGGCAGGGUCCUCGAGUUUGGGUGGACAGGUGGGGACCAGCAGAGUCCACUAGAUAAUGGGUUAUGGCUGCGGAUCCUAGGGUUUGAGGCAGUCAGAGGCUUUGGGGGAACACUUGGGAGUGGGGGCUGCUAGGAGCUGGGUUGGGGGGCCUAGCUGUUGAGUAAAGGGAUUUGGGGCUGUGGGUCCAGAGGGCUUGGAGUUUACGCUGGGCAGACGCUAGGCCACAGGCACCUUUGAAUUUGCAUGUUUGGGGUGUGUGUGUGGAUCCAGAAGAUCCUGCUUGCAGACUGGGGAGGGGAACAGGGAGAGGGUUGGGGGUGUGGGCACAGCCUGGGACAGAGCCCCAGGGUCCGGGAGGGACCGUGGGUCCUGCUGAACACCCUCCUCUCUCCUCCCCCUUCCUUGCCUCUCUUUGUUCCCCUUCUCUGCCGCACGAACCCAGACAUAAACGAGCUGAACUUGCCCAAGACGUGUGACAUCAGCUUCUCAGACCCGGACGACCUCCUCAACUUCAAGCUGGUUAUCUGUCCUGAUGAGGGCUUCUACAAGAGCGGGAAGUUCGUGUUCAGUUUUAAGGUGGGCCAGGGUUACCCACACGACCCCCCCAAGGUGAAGUGUGAGACGAUGGUCUAUCAUCCCAACAUCGACCUCGAGGGCAACGUCUGCCUCAACAUCCUCAGAGAGGACUGGAAGCCAGUCCUUACGAUAAACUCCAUAAUUUAUGGCCUGCAGUAUCUCUUCUUGGAGCCCAACCCUGAAGACCCACUGAACAAGGAAGCUGCUGAGGUCCUGCAGAACAACCGGCGACUGUUUGAGCAGAACGUGCAGCGCUCCAUGCGAGGUGGCUACAUCGGCUCCACCUACUUUGAGCGCUGCCUGAAAUAGGGUCGGCGCACACCCACCCCUGCCAGGGCCACAGCCCCGGCGUCCCCUACAAAUAUUUAUUGGGGGCCACAGGUGGAGUGAUUGGGGCAGCAGGUGGGGUCAUUCCAUGCCCUAGCCUUGCCUCCCCUUCCUGCCACCGGCUCCUAGUUAUUUUUUUUUUAACCACCAUGUGAUUAAGGUCGGCGCUGCCUCCUCCCGACCCGCUCAGCGAUGGGAAAUGAAUUGGCUUGUCUAGCCCCCCGCUGGGUGCCGCACAGCCUCCCACUCUGGGCUCUGGGGUGGGUGGCCAAGGGGACUGGGUGGCUGGGGCCCCGCCACCCCAUUCCUCCACCACUGGAGGUCCCGCCAGGCUAUUAAAGGGGAAUGUUACUGCAUG
This is a messenger RNA of Myotis brandtii (Brandt's bat), 1669 nucleotides long. It is a transcript of the gene UBE2M, whose product is annotated as ubiquitin-conjugating enzyme E2M. Gene Ontology annotation, molecular function: NEDD8 transferase activity. Lineage: Eukaryota; Metazoa; Chordata; Mammalia; Chiroptera; Vespertilionidae. Bases 652 to 1293 code for a protein of 213 amino acids. Gene Ontology annotation, biological process: protein neddylation. Gene Ontology annotation, cellular component: nucleus. The record is from RefSeq and is a predicted model, not a curated record. The transcript has 5 exons.